AUGAUCAGGAGAAUUCAAAUUACACCUAUAGGUAAUAAUACUACGAGAAAUGAGUGUCAUCAGUCUGGUUUGGUAAAAUUCCUCAAACAACCAUGUCUACUAAUACUUCAUGUCACAUGUUUACUGGUCACACUAUUGAGUAAUUUAAGCUCAAGUUGGAUAAUUGUGAAUGAUUUAUACCAACAACUUCCUGGUCUAGUAUUCGACAAAAUAUCAAAAUUUCUAUUUAUCAGUUAUAUCCUAUUCAGUAUUAUCGAAUUUGUAUUAAGUAUAACAGAAGUAUUUCUAUGGAUUAAUAUUCUAAGAAGAAGAAGAUAUAUAUUAUGGAUCACUGUUGAUUGCAUCACCACCAUAAAUAUCUUUUUGGCUGAAAUUCCACUUGGUAUUCUCAAUACUUACACAUGUGCUUGUCAAGAAUCUACAAUUUCAAUGGGUUUCAUAAUGAAAGGAGGAUUAAUUUUCACACUUAUAUGCAUUCGUCUAUCUGUAUGCUUUAUUUCCUGUGUUUAUGAGAAGUUCAACAAUGCAUUUACCGAUUCAGACAGUAAUAUACCAAAUGAAAGUGAAUGUUUACUAGGCAGCCAGAAAUCUAAUAUCAAAGAGACUAACGAAAUGUUAUUCGACAUGGAGGAGAAGUCUAUGUUUAAACAAAAACAUUGGUGGUUAUUUUUUCGAGUUGUGAUGACUUCCGGUUUCUUUUGUCUGCUUAUUUUAAUGGCUACAAUAUUCACCUUCAUAUUUAUUCAGCCUUAUCCUACUUAUAUACAAUGGUAUCAAGUUGAUGAAGACAAGCGUAUUUCAUUUUUGAAUCUAACUACUCCACAGUAUUUUCAUAAUGUGGAAAUAUUUCUUCAAGAGAAAUCAUUAAAUCAUUCAGAGGCAAAGUGGUUACACUUAGUAAGUCUAGAACAAAUUAUGCGCUUACAUUAUAUUCAUGCCAAUGAAUCGGUCACACUAGGAUUUUAUACCUACACAGGUAUAAAGUAUUUUCUGUUUAAACAGACUAUUCAUUAUAUGAAUAAUACUAAAGCACAAAAGUUUUCAUGCUGGGAAAUAAUAGAGGAUGAUUUAUAUAAAGAAUCAAUUUGUCAUAUGUCGAAAAAUCACUCAAUUCAAAUAAUUAAAGCUGUUAAAAUAUACUUCAGGUAUAUUCCACCAACAAAACAACAACAUCUUGGUAAUGUGGUAUAUAAUGCAACGAGAGUUAUUUCUAAUGGCCACAAGGUUUCAGAAAAUCCUGAUCUAGUGUUGAAAUAUUUCCGGAAUACUAUAGUACAUUUAUCGUCGGAAAAAGUAAAAAAUUCAGACAGUAGUCUCAAUCAAAAACAAUGGUCCAGCGGUCCUUUCAGAUCAUAUGACCUUCAUGCUGAUGACGAAGAGUACAUAAAGUAUCAGGAUACGGAUCUUAUACCUGUUAAAGAAAUAUGGAAGACAGGGAUUGCAAAAUGUCAAAGUACAGCUCCGGAAGGCCCAGAGAAGGUGUAA
Trichobilharzia szidati is the source of this 1485-nucleotide messenger RNA. Lineage: Eukaryota; Metazoa; Platyhelminthes; Trematoda; Strigeidida; Schistosomatidae. The record is from the annotation of a GenBank genome assembly.